UCCUCUCGCCACUCCCUCCGAACCUUCCCGUCGAGCUUGUUCCAGUGUCCAGUUUCUGUGCUGAAGCGUGAUGAAGAGGUCGGUGCUGCUGCUGGGCGUGACAGCCUUCUGCCUCUGCGUGUUUGCCACCGCAAACGCAAGUCAACAAGACGAAUCUUUCCCUGAGAAGAAUGGAGUUUUACAGCUAGAGAAGGGGAACUUCAACAGGGCACUGAGGAAAUACGAUCAGCUGCUGGUGCACUUCUAUGCUCCUCUAACUGUGCAGGGCUAUCGGGUGACGGCGGCGUUUGAAGGCGCCGCUGCAGAGCUUCAGGGGUCAGAGGUCAAACUGGCAACGGUUGAUGUGACUAAGGAGAAGGAACUGGCUAAAGAUCUCAGCGCUACAGACCAACACACCAUCAGACUGUACCUGUCAGGAGAUAAACACAACCCUGUAACCUGCCCUGAUCCUCAGAACUCCGCCUCCAUCUUAGCCUGGCUGAAAAGGAGAGUGGGAUCUGCUGCUGACCUCAUCACUGAUUUCAGCCAAUCAGAGGCUUCAGAGGAGCUGACGGUGGUUGGAUUCUUUGAGGAGCUGGACCAUGAGUACGUCCAGAUGUUCUACGCUGCAGCGAUCGACCUUCCUGACAUUAACUUUGCCGUGACGCAGAAUGAUGACGUCAUCACCAAAUAUGGUCUCACGCAUGACGUUGUUCUGCUGCUCAGAAAGUCUAAACUCAUUCAGGCUUACAAAAUGACGCCUCAGACGUCUAAAGAGGAGCUGAUCAUCUUUAUCACCGUCUUCCAGAUGGAUCCAGUCACCGAGUACAAUGGACAGACAGCCACUCGGAUCUUAUCCUCGCCUGUAUUAAACCAUGCACUUCUCUUUGUCAACAAAAGCUCAGAAGACUUUGAAGAGAUUUUCUCUGCUUUCAACAGCGCUGCAGAGACUUUCAGGCUGAAGAUUUUGUUCGUGUACGUGAACGUGGAUGAGCCUCGUAACGGCAGGAUGAUGGAAUACUUCCGGGUUCGCGACUUUGAGGCUCCUCUCAUCCGACUGGUCAACCUGACAGACCAUGUGACCUACCAUCUGCCGUCUGACACCCUCAAUGUAGGCAUCAUUACAGAGUUCUGCCAGUCCUACCUGGAGGGAAAAGCUAAGCCAAAGAUGCAGAGUGAGCCGAUUCCUGAAGGGUGGGACGAGAAGCCGGUGAAGGAGCUGGUGGGAAUGAAUCUGGAGAAAGUUGCCUUUCACCCCAACAAGACUGUUUUUGUCAUGUUCUAUCUGCCCUACAGUCGGGAGUCUCGCGCUCUAUUUCCACUGUGGGAGGAACUCGCCGAGUCCUUCAAACAGCAACAGGAAGUGGUCAUCGCUCGCAUCGACGCAUCAGCCAACGACAUCAACCUGUCGACGCAGGGAGCGUACCCGUCGCUCUGCCUGUUUCCUGCUCUGUACGCUGAAAGGGUGGUGGUUUACACUGGAAAAAGGAAGGUGGACGAUCUGGUUAAGUUUGUAGAAAAGGAGAUGGAGAAAGCCAGAAACUACAGAGUUAAGGAGGAUGAAGACAGGAGGAAGUACACAGAGGCUUUCGAAGCUGAAGAGGCAAAAAGAUCCAACAAAACUAAAGAUGAGCUUUAAUACGAGAACAAAGACAGUACAGUGUGUGUGAGAGUGUAAAUUAUGAUUAAUCAUCUGAAAAAAAUUUUUUUAUUCAUACCACAAAUAUAUGAAAAGUCUGGACGAACAACUUAUGAAUGGUGCUUAAUUUACUUCUGUUCUAGUCUAUUUCAAAUGUUGUUGAGGAAACGAUGUGAAAACACACGUUCACACCUUUAAUUUUAACCAAGAUCCCAAAGACUUCAAAUUUCAUCUGUUCAGGAAAAUGUAACAGAUUCCUGCACACAAAAUGUCAUUGAUCUAACUUGACCUGAUGGAGAAAAAGUCUCAAAAAUUUAGUUUGCAUAUAAACAGACACAUUUUCCCCCAAUUACAUACUGUUGACUGUUGUUUGAAAAACGUUCUGAUGUCUUAUAAAUUCAACACAAUCAACUGAUGGGUGUAUAAACAUAGCAUGUAGUAUUUUAUUAGAUUCUAUCCCUUUUUGAACAUCAGGAACACUGCCUCUCUGCAGGUGAAUGAGUUACACAACAAAGCUAUUUCCAGUCUUAAGUUAGUUGUACCUUCAUUAUUGACAGUUCAAAGUGUCUCCCUCAACCCUGCGCAGUUCUGCAUCGACAAAGGCACAUGUUUAGCCCUGGACAGAAGAAUGACCGUGUUUCAGUCAUUCUGAAUCCUCUGUGGAAUGUUUUAUGAGCUAACAGAAACCAUUCCCCAUCUCGACUGAUCAAGGCCUGCAAGCUUCAGGUUAGACAAACAAGUUUCUCACCCUUCACCUUCACAGCAUUCACCACAAUCCCCAAUGGCCUUCCAACUUUGAGGAAAAUGGGGCCAUUUGUUUCUACUUUACUAAAAAAACAAAUAACAGAGGGAUUUUUUUCAAGCAGUUUCUAAUUUGAAUACAGUUGAAUUUCUGCUCUACCUUUGAUAAAGUCAUGCACCAUUAAACUGUGGAUGUCAAACUGCUAAAGAUGAGCUGAAGAUGCAGUCACUGGUCUGAGAAAGGGAGUCUCUGUUUUUGUUUAGUGGCUUUGACCUCAUAUCAGUGUUUUUUAUUUUACAGAUUUUUUUUAGAUUUAGUGUUAAUGAAAUACACAAAUGUGAACAAAUUGAUACUGAGAGUUUGUUAAUUUACAUGUCCGACGUCAAGUAAAAACCUGUAACUUUGUCUUAUUAAAAUGCUUGUUUUGUUAGUUUGUUUUUGACACUUUAGAUAUAAAAAAUGGAGACAGACAGACAUAUAUAGACAGAGCUGUAAAAAAAAAAAGUCUUAUGUUACAUAAUCAAUCAUGCGUCUGAAAAAAUGUUGAUCAUUAGGAUAACCUAGAAAAAAGUUACAAAAAAUAUUAAUAGGAAAAUGGUCCUUUUUCUUAAAAACAACAGCAACAUUUAAAAAUGUAAAAUCCUGAAAAUGACAGAAUCCAUCAUCACAGGGAUUUGUCAGUGAUCAGCAGCAACAUUAGUUCUGACGCAUGAUUGUUUUAUCUUAAAGAUCUUCAAGACAAAAAUGCCAUGAACGUAUUAUAUAUCUGUGUUUGUUCUUCUUUCAAAGAACUUAUUGUUUUCACCAACAUCAGUCCUGAUUCUAAAAACCACACUUUCAAUUAUUUUCAGGAUUUUAACCCUUUAAAGGCCAGUGUGUCUACAAUAUAUCUGACCUGAUCACAGUCUGAGAUUUGUCAAUAGAAGUCAGUAACAACAUUGACUCCAGUGUUUGUCUCAUCUUCUGUUCGAUGUAACAAAUUUAGUUUUAUCAUGAAAUAUCUAUUUGUUUUUUGGAAUUAAGCAGAAGCCACAAAGUGUAUUUGUCUGACCUCUGAGUAAACGUUCAACAGCUCUCUGGUCUCACGUAUCAUCCACACGAAGACGGUGUUUUGGGGGUCUGUAAACGAUCAUUUUUGAAAACGGGUUCCAGAGUGGAAAGAUUUUGAAAGGCCGUUUACGCAGCUCCGUGUGUACGGGCGAUCCGCUGCUUUUCAGAAAAGCUUGUGUUAUAGUUUCGUAUCUUCAUUGACAUGCAUGCGCCACACGCGGCCACGACAACAACAAUGAAACAGUGUAGCAAAUGUGCUGAUGAAGCUCUCUGUUUACAACUUUUGCUGCAAGUGGGCAUGCCCCCAGUUUUUUUCUUCUGUUUGCGCGUGUUUCUGUCAUAUCGUUACAGCGCCCCUAGAGGUCUGGCAUGUGUUUUACAGCGUUUCCAUGCGUAUCGAGUGCAUUCGUGUAGACGGAAACAUUUUCUGAGACGCCUUCAUGUUUACGGCGAUCGUUUUUGAAACUGUUCAGCGUUUCGUCUUCGUGUGGAUGGGGCCUCAGCUUAUUCUGAAAAGUCUCCUAACUACUGCUGAUCUUCAGGACGGCGUGUCAAACCUGAAACCUGCCGUUUCCAGACAGAUGCACUCAGAGUUUCACACAGAGAUUCUUCUACAGUCUGGACUUUCAGAUAUGACAUCACACAGUGUGACCUGGGAUGAUGUUGCCUAGCAACAGCCACAGAAGUACAACAGAAGCACAACAACAAAUCCAAGAUGGCUGCCAGAGAAAUGUGCUCAUGUUUCACAGUUCUGGUUAAAAUAAAGAUUGAAAUAAUAUUUAAAAUUCA
Molecule: messenger RNA, 4199 nt
Organism: Acanthochromis polyacanthus (spiny chromis)
Lineage: Eukaryota; Metazoa; Chordata; Actinopteri; Pomacentridae
Exons: 11
Coding region: 71-1618 (515 amino acids)
Biological process (GO): response to endoplasmic reticulum stress; protein folding
Cellular component (GO): endoplasmic reticulum
Source: RefSeq, a predicted model, not a curated record